CAGACAUGGUGAACUACGGGUGCAGUAUUGUAUUGCUCUCCGCCUGUACAUUCUUGGCUCCAUCUCCAGGACUCACACAGAAGACCUUCUAUGGACAACUUGUGUCUGGGGUGUAUAUGAAGACUCAGGUCCCCAGCUCCUCCUUGUGUCAGUCUGUGUGCUGGUACUCCGUCUCCUGUAGGUCCUGUACCUGGGCUACAAGGACGGGCCUGUGUUCCCUCAGCAGUGAGACCAGGGACACCUCACCAGCCUCCUUCUCUGUCAGUCGACAUCACGUCUACACAGAGACGACGGCGCCACAGAGUGUACAACAUCCGUGUAUCAGACGAUCGUGUUCAGCUGAAGAGCUCUGCGUCCCAGUAGAGGCAGGGGGUGAUUACAUAUGUCUAAAGAAGGACGUAACUGCCGAUGUAACAACUCCUGCAGCUGCGUCUGAUAUUGAUGUCACAGCCGCUCCAUCAUCAAUAUCAACAUCUCCAGCAUCAACUACAGGGACUACCUCAAGAGCAACGACGCCUAAUAUCACAACGUAUGCUGUCACUACAACAACAGGUGGAACGACCAACACGGGUCCAACUGUCACUACAGUAACGAGUGGUUCGACCAACGCGGAUCCAACUGUCACUACAGCAACGGGCGGUACGACCAACGCGGAUCCAACUGUCACUACAGCAACGGGUGAGGUGACCAACGCGGAUCUAACUGUCACUACAGCAACGGGUGAGGUGACCAACGCGGAUCCAACUGUCACUACAGCAACGGGCAGUACGACCAACACGGGUCCAACUGUCACUACAGCAACGGGCGGUACGACCAACACGGAUCUAACUGUCACUACAGCAACGGGCGAGGUGACCAACUCGGAUCUAACUGUCACUACAGCAACGGGCGGUACGACCAACACGGAUCCAACUGUCACUACAGCAAUGGGUGAGGUGACCAACUCGGAUCUAACUGUCACUACAGCAACGGGCGGUACGACCAACACGGAUCCAACUGUCACUACAGCAACGGGCGGUACGACCAACACGGAUCUAACUGUCACUACAGCAACGGGCGAGGUGACCAACUCGGAUCUAACUGUCACUACAGCAACGGGCGGUACGACCAACACGGAUCCAACUGUCACUACAGCAAUGGGUGAGGUGACCAACACGGAUCUAACUGUCACUACAGCAACGGGCGGUAGGACCAACACGGAUCCAACUGUCACUACAGCAAUGGGUGAGGUGACCAACGCGGAUCUAACUGUCACUACAGCAACGGGUGGUACGACCAACACGGAUCCAACUGUCACUACAGCAACGGGCGGUACGACCAACACGGAUCCAACUGUCACUACAGCAACGGGUGGUACGACCAACGCGGAUCCAACUGUCACUACAACAACGGGUGGUGCUUGCGUCACCGACUGUCAGGGACGAGUAGGAUUCUAUCACUCCUGUGGUACCUGCCAGGUGUUUUUUAUUUGCUCAUGGAAUAAUUAUAAAGUAAGGUCCUGUCCCGAUGGUUUGGAAUGGAAUAAUAUCAACCAGACCUGUGCUCCUGGACCUUCACCUACUUGCCCUUAGCUCGGACCAUGCGACAAAUAGAAUAAACUUGUACAGUGGAAGCUGUCUAAACCGGCACUCGUCGGGACUGAAGAAACCAUCCGGUUUAGAAAAAGCGUACCGGAUUGUAGAGAUGGCAUGGUUACCUACGCCUAGAACUGAACCAGGAGAUACAUUUUGUAUCUGACUUUAAAUGCCUGAAUCAUACCUUGGUAAAGAGGUUGUAACACCCAUCCGGUUUACACAGCGAACCGGAUUGUAGAGAUGGCAUGGUUACCUAC
Haliotis rubra (blacklip abalone) is the source of this 1831-nucleotide messenger RNA. Its product is annotated as autotransporter adhesin BpaC-like. The coding region runs from base 6 to 1571 and encodes 521 amino acids. The record is from RefSeq and is a predicted model, not a curated record. Gene Ontology annotation, cellular component: extracellular region. Gene Ontology annotation, molecular function: chitin binding. The transcript has 4 exons. NCBI's taxonomy places the organism in Eukaryota, Metazoa, Mollusca, Gastropoda, Lepetellida, Haliotidae.